Molecule: messenger RNA, 1089 nt
Organism: Prorocentrum cordatum
Lineage: Eukaryota; Dinophyceae; Prorocentrales; Prorocentraceae
Source: the annotation of a GenBank genome assembly
AUGCUGCGGGUCGCAAAACUCUACGACCUGCCCCUGCCAGGCGCGGCAGCCACCAAGUCCGCGUUCCCGGGCUACUUCGGGGCGCUCAGUUCCCUCGACGACUUCUUCGUGCUGUCGUCGGGGAUGGUGGUGCAGGAGACGACCAACAGCGUGUUCCCACCGCGGAAGGGCAUGUGCACGCCAUAUUCCGUGCUGACCUGGGCCCGCACGGUGCUAGCCAACCGCAUGGCCACCGACGGCAGGAGCUGGACGGAGUGGUUCUCCCAGGAGAACAGUGGCACGAUCAACAACCAGUGGAUGGUGGUGGAUUACAACCGCUUCACCCCAGGGAGCCCACUGCAGAACGGGACGCUCUGGGUGCUGGAGCAGCUGCCGGGCUUCAUCGAGAGCGCCGACAUGACCCCACAGCUGCGGAUCAGCCACUGGCCGAGCUUCAACCAGCCGUACUUCCCCGCAGUCCGAAACCUAUCGGGCAACGACGCCAUGGCCGCGCGCUUCGGCCUGCAGUACACGUACGACCUGAACCCGCGCGCAAAACUCUUCCGGCGGGACGCGCCCAAGGUGCAGAGCCGUAAGGAGCUGCGCCGGUUCAUGCGCUACAACGACUGGCGCCACGACCCGCUGUCGGCCGCGGGGUACGGGGGCGCCACGGAGCCGCGCUCCGCCGAGAACGCCAUCGCCGCGAGGAGCGACCUCAUCCCCCGGGAGGCCGCCACGCCCGAGCAGGCCGCGCUCCGCGGGGCCCACGGCAACACCGACGCCAAGCUGGUGGGCCGGGGCGACGUCCGCGGCAUGCGCUUCGAUUUCGUGGUCGGCCCCACCCACGACGACCAGCCCGUCUUCACGUGGGCGGGGGAGUGGGCCGCCACGCCGCACGACGGGCACCCCGAGGCGUUCAACUUCACCUGGGCGUCCGCGGACUUCUCGCGCCUGGACCGCCCAGCGGAGGAGGGUGGCGAGCCCGCGGCCCAGGUGUUCGCCGUGUGACCCGUGCGGCACGGGGGGGCCGUCCGGCGCGCGAGCUAUGCCGCCCAGCUGGGGAGUCGCGCAGUGAGGGGCCGAUCAGCGGAAAGACAACGAGGGCUGCAG